AUGAAACUCUCCAAAUCCUUCCUCAACCGUAACGGCGGAGCUGCCUCCUUCUUCUUCCUCCGCCGCCGCCGCUCCAAAACCGGCGGCCCAUCCACCGCCGACAACCCGGAACCGUCAUCCCCCAAAGUAACCUGCAUAGGGCAGGUGAGGGUGAAAUCGAAGAGGAGAGGGAGGCAGCACCGCCGCAGCCUCUCUCAGCGGCGGACGGGGGAGGCGAGCUUCCGGAGGGCGGAGCAGCUGCAGGAAGAGCGCAAGAACCAGAGGUGGGUCCACCUGCCGGCGUCCGCCCUGCGCGCCUUCGGGUCCGAGUUCACCUGCUUGUUGUUCCCCUGCUGUUGCAGCCAUUGUCGAAUCACCAAGAGCGGAUGCUGCUAUUGUUGUUCUAAUGAUGGUAAUGAGUGUGGGCAAGAAAAUGGGGCGGUUUGGGGGAGAUGCCCGGUGUGCUGCGGUGGGCGGCGGAGGGAAACUGAGGCGGUGUCCGGCGGCAGAGACGAGGCGGAGGCGGAGGAGGAGAGUGAGAGUGUGUGUGUGUGGAAUUGCAGGAGGCGGCACGUAUUUGAUAAUAUUGAGGUUAGGAAUGGAAGAAUUGAGGUUAGAGGGCGGAGUUUGGAGGUUGAAGAUGAAGAAGGAAAAGAAGAAACGGGGAGAGUCAGCAUUUGUAUACCUCCGAAGAAUGCGCUUUUGCUUAUGAGGUGUAGAUCUGAUCCCACCAAAAUGGCUGCUCUUGCUAAUAGAUACUGUAGUUGGGAGCAUACAAAUCAGGGGGAUAUUCAAGAAGAAGACAAAGAUGAUGAUCAUGGAAAACCAGGAAAUUUGGUGUUAGAGAAAUUACCAGAAAGUGUGUUUGAAGGUGAAAUGGGAGGUGUUGAGCAAGAGAUCCAAAAUGAGUUGAAGCUUCAGUUGGAAAAUGAUUCUGAAGAGAAUCUUGUAGUGGAUAAUAGUGGGGAACAAGAAGAUGAAAUUAAGGCCAAAGAUGACGAAGAAGAAGAAGAAGAGGUUGAGUCCAAUAUGUCCUCAUUUGAAGCUCUGUUAGACCAAGAAAACUUGGAUUGCAACUACCAAGAAAAUGUAGAAGAAGACGAAGAAGAAGAAGAGAAAAAGACAGAGGAAACGAGUCUUGAAGAAGAUGAUGAAAAACAAGAACCAAUCGGAACACCGAAAGAUCAACCACUCGUAAACAGCGAGCAAUUCGAAAACAGCAAGGAACAUGAAGAACAUGAAGAAGAAGAAAAAGAAGAAGAAGAGAGGAAGCAAGUGCUGCCCGAUUGCCUGCUGCUGAUGAUGUGCGAGCCCAAGCUAUCAAUGGAGGUCUCCAAGGAGACCUGGGUUCGGGGCGCCGACUUCAUCAGAUGGCUACCUGAGCGGCCGCGCAGGCCCGCUAGAGCCGCCGGCGGCGCCUGCGAGCACCAUCAGGUCGGGGGAAGGCUUCCUCCCGCCGCCGACCCGAGGACGAAAAGGCCGGUUCCUGUCCCGGCUCCGUCCUUCAGGAAGAGCGAAGUCCACCGCCAUCAGCCGCCGCGGUCGUCGUGUUCGCUCCCGGCGGCGGCAGCACCGAUGGCCCCCGGUAGGGCGGGACCUUUCUCGCUGACGAGGUGCAAAUCGGAGCCGAUGAGUACAGCGGCCGCCAAGCUGGCGCCAGAACCGUGCGUGUGGGGAGACCGCGGCGGCGGCGGCGGCGUGAAGCUGGAGCCGCACGGGCGGGCCGCCGUCGGCGGGGCUGGAGUCGGGUUCUGA
Striga hermonthica is the source of this 1734-nucleotide messenger RNA. NCBI's taxonomy places the organism in Eukaryota, Viridiplantae, Streptophyta, Magnoliopsida, Lamiales, Orobanchaceae. The record is from the annotation of a GenBank genome assembly.